CUUCUCCUCUACCUCCUCCUGCUCCUCCUCUUCAUCAUCCUCCUCCUCUUCCUCCUCCUCCUCUUCCUCCUCCAAAGAGAACCGGUUCCUGCGGGCCCCGUAAGAGGAGAAACCACCACAUGUGUCCGCGUUUUGCUCCUCCGGUGUUUUUUACGCGCAGCGGAGAGAUGGCCGCGGUGCGCCCGGAGCGAGGCGCUCUGCCGCGGCUCUCCCCCCUCCACCUCCUCCUCCUGCACCUCCUGCUGCUGGGCUUCUCCUCCUCCAGCUCGGCGGCCUGGGACCUGGUUCUCCUGCACACCAACGACGUGCACGCCCGGGUGGAGGAGACCAGCGAGUUCUCCGGGAAAUGCGGCGGCGGCGGCGGGUGCUUCGCCGGCGUGGCCCGCAGAGCCACGGCGGUCCAGAGGGUCCGCAGCACCGAGAGCAACGUGCUGCUGCUGGACGCCGGAGACCAGUUCCAGGGGACCGUGUGGUUCAACUUCUACAAGGGAGCCGAGGCUGCACACUUCAUGAACGAGCUGCGGUACGAUGCCAUGGUCUUUGGAAACCACGAGUUCGACAACGGCGUGGAGGGACUCAUGAAGCCGUUCAUGGAGCGGAUCCGGUUCCCGGUCCUCAGCGCCAACAUCCGAGCGGACGGAGCUCUGGCGUCCACGUUCGGCAGCUCGUUCCUGCCCUCCAAGGUGCUCACGGUCGGGGGGCGGAGGGUCGGCGUGGUGGGCUACACGUCACGGGAAACCCCGGAUCUGUCCAAACCUGGCCCUCACCUGCGGUUCCAGGACGAGGUGUCUGCGGUGCAGCUGCAGGUGGACCAGCUGCGCCUGCUGGGCGUGUCCCACAUCGUGGCUCUGGGCCACUCGGGCUUCACGGUGGACCGGCUCAUCGCCGAGCGCGUCCGCGGGGUCGACGUGGUCAUCGGCGGCCACAGCAACACCUUCCUGUACUCAGGACCCCCUCCUUCCUCUGAGGUCCCUGCAGGUCCUUAUCCCUUCAUGGUGCAGUCAGCUGACGGGCGCCAGGUCCCCGUGGUGCAGGCGUACGCCUUUGGGAAGUACCUGGGUCGUCUCAAGGUGACCUUUGACGACGCCGGUGAGGUCCUGAAGGCCUCGGGGAACCCGGUCCUGCUGGACCACUCCGUCCCUCAGGAUCCGGAGGUUCUGGCCGACGUGGAGGAGUGGAAGAAGAAUCUGGCCAACUACUCGGCGCAGGUGGUGGGGAAGACCCUGGUCUUCCUGAACGGGUCCACCGAGGAGUGCCGGUUCCGGGAGUGCAACCUGGGAAACCUGAUCUGCGACGCCAUGGUGGACAACAGCGUGAAGCUCUCAGACGGCGAGCAGUGGAACCACGUCAGCGGCUGCAUCUUCAACAGCGGCGGCGUCCGCACGUCCAUCGACGAGCGGACCAGAAACGGCUCCAUCACCAUGGAGGACCUGGUGGCCGUGCUCCCGUUCGGGGGAACCUUCGACCUGGUGCAGCUGAAGGGCUCCACGCUGCUCAGAGCCUUCGAACACUCUGUGAGGAGAUACGGCCAGAGCACCGGGGAGUUCCUCCAAGUGUCCGGCUUCCAGGUGGAGCUGGACCUCUCUGGGGGGGCGGGGCGCCGCGUGAGGAGCCUCGCCGUGCUCUGCACGCGCUGCCGGGUCCCUCGAUACGAAGCCGUCCGGGAGGACGCGGUCUACAAAGUGCUGCUGCCGGCCUACAUGGUGGAGGGCGGGGACGGGUUCUCCAUGAUCGCCAAGGAGAUGCUCAAGCACGACAGCGGAGAUUUGGACAUUUCCGUCGUGUCCAACUACAUCACGCAGCAGAAGAAAGUCUACCCGGCCGUGGAGGGACGCAUCCGGUUCUACAACUCGGCCUCCGGACACCUGGUUCCCCUGGUUCCUCUGGUUCCCCUGGUUCCCCUGCUGUGGACUGUGUGUUGGAACAUGUGACUCGAAGCACUAAAAUGGGAAUUUAUUUGUACUUUUAUAUCAGUUUUACAAUUAUUAAAAUUAAGAGGGGAUCCAGCUGAAGAACUUUAAUCUUUUUUUUACUUGCAGUCAAAAUUCGCCUCGUUCAAACUUUUAUUGACGCUGUUGUUUAAAGCCGAUCAGACUGAGGAACAACAGCGUCAAUAAAAGUAUAUAUUUAUAUAUUUAUAUAUAUAUAUAUAUUAGUACCUCGUAGGAGAGGCCACAAAGUGUGAACAAUAACACGCUCAUGUAUUUACGUCUAUGUGGAGCGUUGAUGGAGCAGCUACAAGGUUAGCUUAGCUUAACGUUAGCUUAGCAUUGAUCAGAAAACACGCGGUUGUUCGUCUUGUGGAGAAAAACAACAAAAACAUGAAUUCAGACUUUAACAAAUCAUGAAGUUAUUUCUUCCCGUUUACUUGUUGGAGCUGAAGGAAACUCAGACGACGUCGUGAAGGUUCUGAAACAUGAAA
This is a messenger RNA of Cyclopterus lumpus (lumpfish), 2422 nucleotides long. It is a transcript of the gene nt5e, whose product is annotated as 5'-nucleotidase, ecto (CD73). Gene Ontology annotation, cellular component: plasma membrane. Gene Ontology annotation, biological process: AMP catabolic process. Lineage: Eukaryota; Metazoa; Chordata; Actinopteri; Perciformes; Cyclopteridae. The transcript is spliced from 9 exons. Gene Ontology annotation, molecular function: nucleotide binding; 5'-nucleotidase activity; metal ion binding. The record is from RefSeq and is a predicted model, not a curated record. Bases 120 to 1931 code for a protein of 603 amino acids.